Messenger RNA from Puccinia triticina, 1845 nucleotides. RefSeq lists its product as uncharacterized. Bases 1 to 1845 code for a protein of 614 amino acids. Gene Ontology annotation, biological process: mitochondrial translation. The transcript has 3 exons. Gene Ontology annotation, molecular function: structural constituent of ribosome. Lineage: Eukaryota; Fungi; Basidiomycota; Pucciniomycetes; Pucciniales; Pucciniaceae. Gene Ontology annotation, cellular component: mitochondrial small ribosomal subunit. The record is from RefSeq and is a predicted model, not a curated record.
AUGUUUGUUUCUCCGAGAAGACUACGAUUACAUGCGCAUAACGGAAAUCCUAUCCUUCUACAGCCUCUCGCGCUCUCCCGACUGGACCCCUUCAUCCGAUCUUCAGUCGAAGCUCAUCAAUCUAGGAAACUCGGCUCGAUUGCAAAAAUUGAAGCUCUCGGUAAACCUGCCGGCCAAGAAGAGGAGGAAGACGAUCUUCUAUCUAGUCUCACAAAACGUAGAGGAGGUCGGACUAAAAAAGGUAUUCAAAAAAUUAGUCCGAAAGAUUGGCUAUUGACUGAAGAGGGUUUAAAGUUUAGACAUCCAACGGUUGGUAGGCCGAAUUGGUUGGGUGAUGAUAUUCCAUUCCCGACCAAUCCGUGGUUUAAACCACAGCCACCAUUGUCGGACAAAAUUCGCACUAAAGUCUAUGAAUCCUUCAAACAACGAGUCCAUGCAAUCUACAAGCAAAAAUCAUAUCCAGACUUAUCCUUGGAUGAGAAACAAAGACAAGAACAGAUAUUGAUUCGAGAGACGUCAGAACAGUGGGGAAUUUGUCGCGACCGAGUCUCGGCGAUCAUUAGACUGAAGGCAAUGGAAGACUCCUGGCCGUUAAACAAGAUAAACGAAGAAGGCGAACCGAUCAAACCACACAAAAGAACCUUGCAGUUGAACUUCGAAAAAGGGAUGGAGAGUGUGCUGGGUGUUCAAACCGACCAGGUCCUUCGACAUAAUGAAGAUAUUAACGAAUUAGCCAACCGACGUCUCCAGCGCAAAUCAAGUUUUUAUGGUACUGAGUUUGUCCCGAUUGAUUCCCCUGAACCCGACGCCCAGCCAACCCCACCGCGUAAAGCUCAAACGGCGCGAUCGAAGAAUAGUAAUAAAUAUCAAGAAAAUGACGAGCCGACUGAGACAAGACAUAUCAUCGGGAGUGAUGGCCUGCCUCGUCCGUCAACCUCUUACAUCUCAAAACCACCGAACAAAAUUCCCAUGGUUUUCACCGACGUUUCCGAAUUCCCUCGCGCACCUAAACCGAUGAGCAAGCGCAAGGCCAGAUACUAUCCCAAAACUUCUCUUUUACCGGAUUAUUCGGUAGAGCCUACUCGUUCUAGCUCGAAUUCUGCACGUAGAUCACACUCUACAGCUGCAACGGCAUCUUCAAGCGAACAUAUCGAUAGCCCACAAUUUUCCUCAUCAAGUAGUGGCAUUUAUGAGACAGCUGCUACUUCAAACAAGCAGCGGGAAAAAAUGGAUGAAGAGAGGAGGAGUUUUGCUGCCCGACUACUCAAACAGCUCAAGGGAUGUGCGAACUCCGAAAAUGGAUCAAAAUUGAUAGAUCAACUUAGUGCCUCGCCUGAUUAUUCCGAGUUCAGUAACUUAACCGGUAUCGACGCGGAUGAAAUCAAAGAAUCUCUCUUGCUCCGAGCCGGAGGUCUAUCUUUCAAAACUUCGGGCGGUCCAAAAAACGCGGGUGAUUUCACUCCAGAUCGGAUCAACCCAACAAACAAUGACAACGGAUCUCCUGUAUCCGAGGAUGAAAAACAGAUCCGAUCAAUUAAAUUCGAAAUGAUCAAAUCGAUUUAUCUCAAAAAAUUAGAGCUGAAUUCUUCCGGAAGGUUGUUGCUACCCAAAUCGAUCCGAUCCCAAGAAGAGAAAGAUCUGAAAAUCCUUCAGAACACGCUACCAUCAUCGUCAACUCAAAGUCCCGAUCGUAGUAGUAAUCCUAGCCAAUCGGCCUCCUCUGAUUUAAUAAGUAGUCGUAGCAACCAAUUGGUCCGUAAAUGUAUGAAAGGUCCACUCGGUAGGAUCAAACAAAGACAGCAACUUCAACUUCUCGCCAACCGCAAGCAAACCGUCAAUCAUUGA